CCACGAGCGUCUUCUACUUCCGGUGGUGAAAUGGUGGACCUUUCACAAAUUAUGCAAUUCACCCUCCUGUCAUGUCAUGUAGCUCCAAACAGAAUAUGUGGCGGAUUCAGUUCGUAGUUCCGGUGAAUCACACACACUCGCCUGUUCAAUUCUAUAAAUCAAUUUCAAAAUUUCCGCCAUUUUCUUCUCCAAUUGGUUAUGGGGAGCUCUGCAGUUUACUCCGCUGUAGUCUCCCCAUCUUCACGAGCCUCCUUACACUUCAAAUUCCGUCCAUUGCCCCUCAUUUGCCCCACCGCAAAACGCACCUUUCUUCCCCUCCUCCGAUCAUUACCACCACCAAUCACCUCCACUCCUCACCGUCUCUUCCUCUUCACCACCUCCAAUCCCUCCAUCCUUACUCCACUCCCGAAACCCAUCAGACCCUUUUCAGCAUCGUCGUCGAAUGAUGACAAAUCGAUCAUAGAAUCCCCAAAAUUCCAAUUACAAGGCGCAAAGAUCGUACCUUUAGUAGUCUCACUAGGAGUUGGCUUAAUUGUACGUUUCUUCAUCCCACAACCUGAUGAAGUCACGCCUGAAGCAUGGCAACUCUUCUCUAUAUUCCUCUCCACCAUCGCCGGGCUCGUUUUAUCGCCAUUGCCAGUCGGCGCUUGGGCUUUUCUAGGCCUCACCACCACCAUCGUAACCAAAACCUUAUCAUUCUCAACGGCGUUCAGUGCUUUCACCAAUGAAGUAAUUUGGUUGAUUGUGAUUUCCUUCUUUUUCGCUCGUGGGUUCGUUAAGACUGGAUUAGGUGAAAGAAUCGCCACCUAUUUCGUCAAAUGGUUAGGGAAGAGUACAUUAGGGUUGUCUUACGGAUUGACGUUAAGCGAGGCUCUGAUUGCUCCGGCGAUGCCUAGUACCACCGCCAGGGCCGGUGGCGUUUUCUUGCCGAUUAUUAAGUCGUUGUCUCUGUCAGCCGGGAGUAAACCCAAUGACCCCUCUUCGAAGAAGCUUGGUUCUUAUCUCAUUCAGUCACAGUUCCAGUGUACUAGUAAUUCUAGCGCUCUUUUCCUCACCGCCGCCGCACAAAAUCUCUUAUGUCUGCAAUUAGCGGCGGAACUCGGGGUGGUGGUCGCAGACCCAUGGCUUUCUUGGUUCACGGCGGCGAGUGUACCUGCUUUUUCUUCUCUUCUUCUUACUCCAUAUAUAUUAUACAAAAUUUACCCUCCGGAAACCAAAGAUACACCAGAAGCCCCUGCCAUGGCUGCCAAAAAGCUCGAGCUUAUGGGUCCAAUCACAACUAAUGAAUGGGUGAUGAUCUUCACCAUGCUUCUUGCUGUCUCUCUAUGGGUAUUUGGGGAUGCAAUAGGGAUAUCAAGUGUUGUAACAGCAAUGCUGAGUUUAUCAAUACUUUUGUUGUUAGGAGUGCUUGAAUGGGAAGACUGCUUGAAUGAAAAAUCGGCAUGGGACACUUUGGCUUGGUUUGCAGUGCUUGUGGGCAUGGCUAGUCAAUUGACCAACUUUGGAUUAGUAACAUGGAUAUCAAAUUAUGUUGCUAAUUCUCUGCAAUCUUUCUCAUUAAGUUGGCCUUUAGCUUUUUGUGUUCUUCAAGCAGCUUACUUCUUGAUUCACUACAUGUUUGCAAGUCAAACAGGUCACGUGGGAGCCUUAUAUUCCGCUUUUCUAGCCAUGCACUUGGCAGCCGGGGUGCCUGGGGUGAUGGCUGCACUUGUUCUUGCUUUUAAUACAAACUUAUUUGGCGCUUUAACACAUUAUAGUAGCGGCCAGGCUGCCGUCUACUUUGGAGCUGGUUAUGUAGACCUCCCGGAUAUAUUCAGAAUUGGGUUUGUUAUGGCGUGUGUUAAUGGUGUGAUAUGGGGGGUUGUUGGCGGUUUUUGGUGGAAGUUUUUGGGGCUAUAUUGAUUCUCAAGUUCAAUGUAACUAUGUAAGUAGAUAUUUUUGUUUUGUAUAUAUGUAUUUGUUUCCGUUGGUCAGAUGGAAUGGAACGACGAAAAAAUGGAAUGGACAAAAUAAAAGAAUAAACAAGGUAAUGAAACGAGUCAUUACAUUUCAUGGUCA
Lactuca sativa (garden lettuce) is the source of this 2058-nucleotide messenger RNA. RefSeq names its product dicarboxylate transporter 2.1, chloroplastic. Gene Ontology annotation, cellular component: membrane. Gene Ontology annotation, biological process: transmembrane transport. Gene Ontology annotation, molecular function: transmembrane transporter activity. Lineage: Eukaryota; Viridiplantae; Streptophyta; Magnoliopsida; Asterales; Asteraceae. The record is from RefSeq and is a predicted model, not a curated record.